AUGGCUUGGAGGCGCAUCAUCACCAAGGUUUCGAGCCAUGAACGGGAAUUUAGUAGUUUAAGAAGCUUAGUUUCCAGAGCUUACUCUUCUCUUCCUAGAGUGGGAGUUGUUGGAGCUGCUACUGGUGGUGGUGGAGCUUCUUUGCCGCAAUCGAGGUUUCAAUCAAGUUAUGUUGGUAGCUUUGCUCGCAGAGUGCGUGACAGAGAAGAAGUUAACGAGGUUGCACAUCUUAGAGAACUUUUCCGCAGAAACGACCCUGAAUCAGUUAUAAGAAUAUUCGAAAGCAGCCCUUCUAUGCAUUCGAAUGCCUCUGCACUGACGGAAUACAUCAAGGCGUUGGUUAAAGUUGAUAGGCUUGAUCAAAGUGAGCUCGUACGUACAUUGCAACGAGGUAUUGCUAGUGCUGGUGGUUCAAUGGAGCAAGAGUCUUUUGGAAGUAUGGCAGCGUUUAGAAACUUUGGAAAACCAACAAAAGAUGGUGUCCUUGGAACUGCUGCUGCACCGAUCCAUAUGAUAUCCAAUGAAAGGACUAGCUUUAAAGAACAGCUUUGGAGUACCUUCAGGACUAUUGCUGUUGGAUUUUUACUUAUUUCUGGUGUUGGUGCACUUAUUGAGGAUAGAGGAAUUGGCAAAGGACUUGGUCUGCAUGAAGAAGUGCAACCUAGUAUGGACUCAAGCACCAAAUUUACUGACGUAAAGGGUGUUGAUGAAGCCAAAGCUGAGCUAGAAGAAAUUGUGCAUUACCUUCGUGACCCCAAGAGGUUUACUCGUUUGGGAGGAAAGCUUCCUAAGGGUGUGUUGCUUGUCGGUCCUCCUGGGACAGGGAAGACAAUGCUUGCAAGGGCUAUUGCCGGAGAAGCAGGAGUGCCUUUCUUCUCCUGCAGUGGUAGUGAGUUCGAAGAGAUGUUUGUUGGGGUUGGAGCAAGAAGAGUGAGGGAUCUUUUCAGCGCCGCAAAGAAGUGCUCUCCUUGUAUUAUCUUCAUCGACGAGAUUGAUGCUAUUGGAGGAAGUCGUAAUCCCAAGGACCAGCAGUACAUGAAGAUGACGUUGAACCAGUUGCUCGUUGAGCUGGACGGGUUUAAACAGAACGAAGGAAUCAUUGUGGUCGCUGCAACCAAUUUCCCUGAGUCUUUGGAUAAGGCCCUGGUUAGACCUGGUAGGUUUGAUCGUCAUAUCGUUGUACCUAACCCUGACGUUGAAGGUCGCCGCCAGAUUUUGGAGUCUCACAUGUCAAAGGUACUAAAGGCUGAAGAUGUGGAUUUGAUGAUCAUAGCUCGAGGAACGCCUGGAUUUUCUGGUGCUGAUUUGGCGAAUCUUGUCAACGUUGCUGCUCUGAAAGCUGCAAUGGACGGUUCAAAAGAUGUGACGAUGUCUGAUCUUGAGUUUGCAAAAGACAGAAUCAUGAUGGGAAGCGAGAGAAAAUCUGCAGUGAUAUCAGACGAGUCAAGAAAGCUGACUGCUUUCCAUGAAGGUGGUCAUGCGCUUGUAGCCAUUCACACAGACGGUGCUCUUCCAGUCCACAAAGCAACCAUUGUGCCACGUGGGAUGGCUCUCGGCAUGGUUUCUCAGCUACCGGAUAAAGACGAGACGAGCAUUUCCAGGAAACAGAUGCUUGCUCGGCUUGAUGUUUGUAUGGGAGGCAGAGUAGCUGAGGAGUUGAUCUUUGGGGAAAGUGAGGUCACUUCAGGUGCUUCUUCUGAUCUUGAGCAGGCAACUAAACUCGCGAGAGCAAUGGUUACGAAGUUUGGUAUGAGCAAAGAGGUUGGUCUCGUGGCGCAUAACUAUGACGACAAUGGGAAGAGCAUGAGCACUGAGACGAGGCUUCUCAUUGAGAGCGAAGUGAAACAGCUUUUGGAGAAAGCUUAUAACAAUGCCAAGAACAUCCUCACGGUUUACCACAAAGAGCUUCACGCACUUGCCAAUGCUUUGCUUCAGCAUGAAACUCUGUCAGGGAAACAGAUUAAAGAGAUGCUUAGUGAUCUCAACUCUCCUCCACAGCUGCAAAAGCGUCAGGAAGUAGUUGCACCGCAAAGCCAACCUGUUCCUCCAUCUACUACUAGUCCAGCAUCAUCGGCUGCCGCGGCUGCUGCUGCUGCAGCCGCUGCCGCCGCAGCAGCAGCUACAGCUGCAACCAAAGGUAAAGACAUGGCUCCGGUGUCUUGA
Messenger RNA from Microthlaspi erraticum, 2163 nucleotides. NCBI's taxonomy places the organism in Eukaryota, Viridiplantae, Streptophyta, Magnoliopsida, Brassicales, Brassicaceae. The record is from the annotation of a GenBank genome assembly.